Molecule: messenger RNA, 16701 nt
Organism: Diversispora eburnea
Lineage: Eukaryota; Fungi; Glomeromycota; Glomeromycetes; Diversisporales; Diversisporaceae
Source: the annotation of a GenBank genome assembly
AUGAGUAUUCCUUCUCAAGAGAAUAUCAUUCCAAAUGAAAAUGAAAAUGAAAAUUCUAUUAGGAAUAUUUCGUCAAAAUCGCAAGAACCUGAUUUACAAGAUUCCGAAGGAAUUUCUGAAUAUUCUAGUGCUCAAUCUAUAAUAACUAACACUAAUAACGAAAAUACUUCAGAGAAGUUAACUUCAUCUGACAACCUAGACUCUAAGUCAGUUAAAGUUUAUCAAUUUUCACUUAAAAGUCAAAAAGAUGUUAGUGUAGUUAGUCCCCCUAUUGGCAUAAUUCAAAAUGAAUCAUUAAAUCAAGAUGAAUCGAAAACUCAAAACGAUUCUAAGUCUGUAAUAACUUCCGUUGAAUCUCUUAAUCAAGAAAACGAUAGAUUUACUGGAAGUGAAUCAUUCAUUUUUGUCCCUGAAGUUGAUAAUAAAAUUCAAGAGCGUCACGGUGUUGAUUAUAAACCUUUGGUAAAUACUGAUCAAGAUAAAUCAGGGAUUACAAGUGCACCUUUUUCAAAAUCGCUUGAUCAAGUUGGCGAUUUGACUUUGGGGGAAACGAAAGUUACGGAUGCUACACUACAUAAACUUAAACCUGAGAGUCAAGACAAUGACAAAAAACCUCAAGGAGUUACAGGAAUCAAUCAGACAGAAAUUAAUCAAUUCCAACAAGAAAUUGUCGAUUUCUCUCAAUAUCAAAUUGGCGAUUUGACUUUUGGGGAAACAAAAGUUACGGAUGCUACACUACCCAAACCUGAGAGUCAAGACAAUGAUAAAAAACCUCAAGGAGUUACUGAUUUCUCUCGAUUUCAACCUCAAGGAGUUAUUGAUUUCUCUCGAUUCCAACCUCAAGGAGUUACUGAUAGUCAGGAUCGCGAUUCAUCUGGGAUUACAGAUUAUCCUAAUUUAAAAUCAUCUGGCACUCCCAAAUAUAAACCGGACAUUUCUAAUGACAAAGUCUCAACUGCAUCACCAAAUAGUAGCUCUUCAUCUACUCUCAAGGUCCUAAAUAAACAAACCGAGUCGAGCAAAUCUAAUAAUACGGGUGAUAAUAUUUCUUCUGCAAUUAAUAAGCAACAACCCUCCACUGGGAAUUAUUCACCCGCAACUGUCAAAAAGUCUUCAAAGGUUAAACCUCCAGUUCCUCCAAAACCUAAAAAAUAUCAAAACCCUUCGACAUCAGGGGAAGUUUUAAAUAGUAAUACCGUUUUAAAAAAUAACGAACUCACGCAAGUUGUAGAUUCAAAUCCAAAUAGUCAAAGUAUUCAUGAAAAGGAUUCAAAUGAAUCUAUACCACAACCGCAACCAUCACAAACGCAACCACCAGCACAAACACAACAUCAACAACCACCACCACCAACACAAACGCAACCACCAGCACAAACACAACAAUAUCAACCACCACCACCAACACAAACGCAACCACCAACACAAACGCAACCACCAACACAAACGCAACCACCAACACAAACGCAACCACCAGCACAGACGCAACCACCAGCACAAACGCAACCACCAGCACAAACGCAACCACCAGCACAAACGCAACCACCAGCACAAACGCAACCACCAGCACAAACACAACAUCAACCACCACCACCACCACAGACGCAACCACCAGCACAAACGCAACCACCAGCACAAACACAACAAUAUCAACCACCACCACCAACACAAACGCAACCACCAACACAAACACAACAUCAACCACCACCACCACCACAAACGCAACCACCAGCACAAACACAACAACUUCAACAACCACCACCACCAGCACAAACACAACAACUUCAACAACCACCACCACCACAAACGCAACCACCAGCACAAAUACAACAAUAUCAACAACCACCACCACCACAAACGCAACCACCAGCACAAACACAACAAUAUCAAUCACCACCACAAACACAACAAUAUCAACCACCACCACCACCACAAACUCAACAAGCAGCACAAACACAACAAUAUCAACAGCAACCACCACCACAAACAAAACCACCAAAACCACAAACAUCAAAACCACAAACAUCAAAACCACAAACAAAGCCACCAAAACCACAAAUGCAAUCACAACCACCACAAUCUCAACAGCAACCACCACAACUGCAAUCACCACCUCAACCACAACAUAAUAUUAUCACAUCUCCAUUAUCAGCGCCUCCUCCUCCUGUUAUUCCCAGGUUCACAAAACCAAAUCUUAAAGGUUCUAGUUCUAUCAAAAAAGAAACCCCGAGAUAUGGUUCGCAUUCGACAAAUGCACCUGUAAGUUUUCCCACUGGCAAACCUGAUCACGUUGCCGCCCCUAUACAAAACAAGGAUAAAGAUAGCUCUAAAGAGGAAUUCAAAGAUCCUGAUAAAGCAGACAAAUAUGUGGAUGCAUUAAUUUCUUCACCUGUGAUAGAAGAAAUUGAAAGCGAAGACAGUAAAGGUCAUGAGAGUGAUGAAACCCAGUCACGUCCCUUAUCCCUUGAUUCAAAAAGCUCCGAUUAUUUUGGAUCAAACCCAAUGAAAGGCAUUAGUGGUGACACUUCAUCAUAUUCAUAUCAAAGCAGUGGUGAUAGCAUUCCGUUGUAUCAAAAUAGUGGUAGAAUAACUGGUAAACCAAUGGAAUCUCGUAAUCAAAACAGUGGCAGAAUAACUGGUGACCCAAUGGGAUCUCAUAAUCAAAACAGUGGUAGAAUAAUUGAUAACCCAAUGGAAUCUCAUAAUCAAAACAGUGGUAGAAUAACUGGUGACCCAUUGGAAUCUCGUAAUCAAAACAGUGGUAGAAUAACUGGUAACCCAAUGGAAUCUCGUAAUAGAAACAGCGGUAGAAUAACUGGUGACCCAUUGGAAUCUCGUAAUCAAAACAGUGGUAGAAUAACUGGUGACCCAUUGGAAUCUCGUAAUCAAAACAGUGAUAGAAUAACUGGUGACCCAAUGGAAUCUCAUAAUCAAAACAGUGGUAGAAUAAUUGGUAACCCAAUGGAAUCUCAUAAUCAAAUCGGUGGUAGAAUAACUGGUGACCCAAUGGAAUCUCGUAAUCAAAACAGUGGUAGAAUAACUAGUAACCCAAUGGGAUCUCAUAAUCAAACUAGUAACCCAAUGGAAUCUCGUAAUAAAAACAGUGAUAUAGUAACUAGUUCUCAUAUAUAUAACCCAACGGAAUCUCGUAAUAAAAACAGCGAUGCAAAUAGUCUUCCUUUAGAUAUAAACUCAAUGAGUCAUUCUCUUGAAUUGGACUUCAAUAAAGAAAACCAUAGUUCUAGUGAUCCAUCAAAUACUAGAAAAAGUUAUGCGGAAGGAACAACACAUGAUUACCAUCACCCAGAUGAAUAUGAUCGCAUUAAUGUAAUAACACAAGAUGACACUGUCAGUUCUACUAGAAAAAGUUAUGCGGAAGCAACAACACAUGAUUACCAUCACCCAAAUGACCCUGGCAGUUCUUCAUCUGGAGUUUUCAAUAAAGCAGCUAGUGCAGUGCGUAAUAUUGGUAGUUUUGUUUUCGGAUCCGGAAGCAGCAGCUCGGAUGGCGAAAUUUUCAAUGUCACUUUUCAUGUACAUUUACCGAACUUUGACCGAACGGGUGAACCAGUAAUUCUUGGUAGUGGUAACGAAUUAGGAAAUUGGAAACAAUACAAUAAACUUGAACAACCUGAUCCUCAAAGGCAUCCUAAUUAUUGGAGAUCAAAACCCAUUAAUAUUCUUCUGUUAUAUGAGAACAUGCCAGAAAUUAAAUAUAAAUAUGGAAUAUUUUUUAGAGGUUGGAAUAAUUAUCGUAAUUAUGUGGAUUACGAAGGUGAAGGGUAUGAGCAAGAUCGCACGUUGGACACAACGAUAAACGAUCAAUACGACAUAUGGUUAAAUAACAAGAAAUAUUUUAUGAAUAAUAGAGAUUUUGCCUUCGUUGAUGUCAUAUAUCAAUCAGUUACCGCCAAAAAUUAUAAAGACAAGAUUAUGCAAUAUCAAUCGCUGUCAAAAAAUCAUGGUUACCACGUUCGGAAUGUUACUAAUAUUGACUUCAUCGUCAAUAAUCUUUACCCUUCCCAAGCAAGAGAGAAACGACUUUUCCUUUGCGUCCUUCUUGGAUAUUAUAUAAAACAUCAUCAUAUAAUCCAUCUUCCUCAACAUUUCCAAUCUGUCGAUUUACUUGAAGCACUAGAAAAUGUAUCCGAUGAGACAUUACCGAGUAGUACUUUAGAACUAAUGCCGAGAGUAUUACAAAGUUUAGUUCAACAUAAUGCAACAUCUAAGUCUUUCGUGUGGAUUAGAAUUUUUAAGUCUGCUCGCAUCUUAGACCCUCAAUUCUCUUUUGUCGAUUCAUUCAUUGGCGUUGAGUAUAAUAAUGAAGAAUUAGCCAACUUUUUUAAACUUUGGAAUAAAAGUGCUAAAUCUUACAUGAAAUUUAUUGGUGAAGAAGCAUAUACAAAAAUUGCCAAGCACCUGAUCAACAUUUCUCGCAAUAUGUCAUUUCUUAUUGCAACGUGGAAAGAUAUUACUGAUCGCUCCAUAAAUGUUAGUAAUAGAGUUCGACAAUUUUUGAUCGAACGUAUUAGAAUCAAUAUUGAUAAUUCUGAUGCAAGCGCAAGUACUUUAAUCGAUGAUUACAGUAAAGUUCUCCCGGAUUUACGAAAUGAUGUUUCGGGAAUUUUUUGCGACAGAGUUAUUUAUUUACUAAAACAUCCUCGUACUGAGUGGAAUAUAAAUAAUAAUUUGGAUUCAAUUGAAAAACUUCUUUUAUCUAAGUCUAUGUAUUGGUCUCCAGACAGCCACCUCAAUGCAUUGGAGGCCAUUUCCCGGUCAAAAGAAAUCAAAAUCUUAAAUAUUUUCUUAAAAUUAUUGAAACAUUGGUUCGCUAUUAAUAAUUCUGUACAUGAUUCUAAGAAUCCAAGAGUUUUACCAAUUUGCAGGGAUUGGUUUAGUAGUGUUUUAACUCGUUUAAAUGAAUCACAGAAUUCAUCUGCUGAUGGAAUAUUUGUAUUUACAGUUUUCAAUUAUUUAUCAGAGGCUUGUAAAGUGAUUAAAGGUAGAAAAAAAAUCUAUGAUGAAUUAUCAAGAAUUGCUACAACCCGAGUUAGAGAAUGUUCAGAACAAAGAAUUCUUAAAGCAACAACUCGAGUUGUGAAUCUAGACGUAAAUGUAGUUCGGGAAUUCAUUACUAUAGCAGUUGAUAUAUUAAAACAAUCUGUUUAUAAUGCUGAUGCUCAACUCUUGGAUAAAAUCCAAUUUAUUUGUGGUAAUACAAAUGAUGAUAGGAUGGAUAGACUAAAAAUUAAUUAUGAUAUAAUGACUAAAUUACAGUCACAUUAUAUUCCACCUUCAACAUCUGAACAACAUUUGAAACUUCUCAAUUCUGGACAAUUUUGGAAGGUAAUUUUUCGUGCAGAAGGCCAUGUCGAAAAAUUACAUAAACAUCCCCAUGUUCAACAAAUACGUGAUGAUAUUAAUCAGCUGGCAGGCUUAAUUGCUGAGAAAACUAUUGAUAUCAAAUCUCUCCAGUUAAUUUUAAGACAUAAAGAUACAGAGCUAUUCACAUAUUUUGAUUGUCCUAAUUCAAAGAAAAGAUUGAACGCGGUGUUUGUCUCAAAACAGGAUAUUAGUGAGGCCAGAAAUCAGUGCAAAAAUUACGAGUCCACCUUAAAUGAACUUAGAAUAUAUUACGAGAUCUUCUGUUCAACCUUAAAAGUUUCGGAUGUGCAUGAAUAUCUUUCAAAAAUAGAUACCGAAUCUAAGAUGUUAUCUCGACUUAGACUCAAAGAUAUUUUAAGCCCUGACCAUUGGGAAUUUCAUAGUGAAACAAUAGAAAUGGCAAAAAAAGUAUCCGUAUUUUCCGAAUCUCAGACAUUUGCAAACAUUUUUAAUUUACUUCUUAAUGAAGUAGCAGAAACGUUGACAGUUGAAGAUAUCACAAAAACGAUAAUUAAUAAAGCACUUGAAAGAUUUGCUCAAUUAUGUAAGCAAUAUAAAGGUCAAGAUUGGGAAAAAUUAAAAUGUUCCGAUGCCGCUUUCCUCUGGAAAGGUGUAACUAAUGUAGAAUUCGAACUUAGAUUAAUGGGAAAUUAUGUUGCUCUCAGCAAAAACCAAAAACAUUAUGAAAACCUUGUCAAGACUCUUAAACGACUUGCAUCUGUACCAGAUUGGGUUGUUCGUCUUGAACAAUUAUUCACAAUUAUUGAAAUAUUUGAUGUUCCACAUGAAAAAGACGAUUGGCUUACAAAAUCUCGACGUAUUUUGCAAGAUGAUAUUCUAACUCUUGGAAAGUUAAAUAACUUUUUUGAUUAUCUUAAUGGAAAUCUUGCUAAAAUUGAUAGUGAUACUUGCUGGCCUUUGAUUAAAGAAUUAUCCGAAGCUGGCGAUUUUUUAGAAUUCCUCAAAAGUAUUGCUGAACAUGAUAUAAAAAAUCUUAUUAAUGGUGUUGAUGAUUUUAAUGAUGAGCGAUUAAACCAAGAGGAUACUGUUGCUUCAUUAAUUCAAGUUCAACAAUUGUUACUUCAAUUAAUGAAUAAAGUGAAAUCGAGAGAUAUAAGUAUUAAAAAAUUUCUUGCCGAUUUGGCCACCAUCAAUGCCGAUAACCCUACAUUAGUUGGAAAAAUUACUUUGUGUUCAAGUUGUAAUAUGGCUUUACAAAAUAUGUAUAAAAACAUUUCAAAUCGAGGUGAAGUUACUAAAGAAAAGAUUCAAAAUGCUGUUAAAAAAGGAACUUUUUCAUUUGAACGUGUUGGCAAAGAUGAAAAGUUUACUGUUGCAUUGACAUAUCCCUCCAAAGAGAGUAAUGUAAAGCCUUAUUCUCUGUCUGACUUACAAGAUUUGAGAGGACGUGCGUUGUUAAUUGCUAAACCUACUUCCGCGGUAAACAUGAGAAUGGAUGCAAAUGAAGAAGAACAAAUAGCAAAGGCCAGGAUAAUGGAUGAAUUUGUUCGUCAAGUUGAUUUGGUUCACGAGAUUUGUAAUGUUGGAGUUAAACUCAUACAAAUGGGGCAUUUCGGUUAUCGGCAAUACAAGAAAUCGGUUUCUGGUGACAAUAAGAUGAAUGAAUUAACUAUUUUACAUAAAGCACUUAAAGAGGAUUUGAAUCAAUGGGAAAAGAUCGUCGAUAAAGCACAGGAACUUCAUUAUUACUUGACAUUUUUCCCUGCUCGUCAUAUUUUAACUUUUCUUGACUAUUUCACUAAUGAUGAUCCAGCCAAUAGAGAGAUUAUUAAAACUCUUAUCCUAUUUGUGAACCCCAAGGCCAAGUUGUUGCCAGCCAAAAAAGGUGGUUUUAAAAUAUCACAACAAAAUUAUUUGGAUAUUCUCUGUGAACUUGGUGCUAAGAUAAAAAUUAUAUUCGGUGACAUUCCAAUUCAAAAACGUCCACUAAAAGAAAAAGGUGUAGUGGUUCCUUCUGAUAUAGUGCAUAGAGGAAGGUUAUUUGUUGCUUCUUGUAAUGAUAAAUUAUUAGUUCCAAAUAUUAUGAUGUCAAUUUAUAUAAAUCAUGGAUAUUAUCCCGAACCAUGGCAAAUUUUGAUUUGUAAAUCAUCUACUACUAUGGAGGAACUUUCAAUUUUCACAAAACGUUGUUUCCUUGCAGCUGAUAAUGGAUAUAAAGAUCACCUGUUCUGUAUUGCAAAUUUAGAGGUGCUCGAGUUCGAUUUACAAUAUAAUUUAGUAAAUCUUAUAAGAUCUUUACGUGAGAAUCAUGAUGAUUAUUUAUUAGCAUUAAUUUGUUGUCGUGAGGCAGGACUUCAUCAUCACAUUUUAGAUCAAUUUUCAGCAGAAGUAGUUAAUACCAAUGGUUUAUGUAAUGAAACAAUGAAGGCUAUUUAUUCUGAAUUAUGUCCAAAUGUUGCAUGUGUAUCCUCGGAUUUAUCUGGUCAAGGAAAGAGUGAAUGGAUUAAACAAUCUAGUUUCCUAAAACAUAAAAUUCCUCGUAGUUUCCUUAUUAGUGAUGGGAUCAAUUUUAGUAAACUAGUUCAUCAGCUCAAAAGAUUUCAACUUCAUGAACUUCAUGAAGGAGAAAGUUUGCAUAUUAAUAUUGUUUCAACCAAUAACAGUAGUGAUGUAAAUAUGUUCUUAUUUGAAUUACUUACAUUAGGAUUUGUAUUUAAUGAUGUGGAAAUCGUAUAUCUUCCAAAAACCACAGUUUUCAUUGAAAUUGCAUCUACCGACGAACAAAAAUUACUUAAUUCACUUCCAAUCACAAGUUAUUAUAACAAAACUCAUAUAUCCUGGGAUAUUAAUAAUUUAAUUGUGUCUAAUGAAAUUCAUAGUCCAAUUCAAAUUGUAUCUUAUUAUUUGAAUGCACUUGAUCAAGCUACAAUUGACGAAAAUAAUAUUCAUUUCUCUGGAGAAGGAGCCAUUACUCAACCUUUACCAGCGAAAAGAUGUCAAGAACUAGUGGCCAAAUAUUUCUUCGAUGAAAACACAGAUAAUAUUUCAUCAUUUCGCUUUGUGGAAAUUUUUAUUAAUGUUUUAGCUGAUCAAUUGGUGCGUUUUUCAUCAAGUACAUACUUUCGCGUUGAGAAUUUGAAACAAAUUGUAAAAGAUGAAGAUUUACGAACAACAUUACUACGAAAACUAAUAGAUGUUUCUAAAGACUUUGCAACUCGAUCUGUUCAAACAAAAGUAGCACAAUUAGAAGCAAUUGGAAAUAUUAAUCAAGAAUUAGAAGACAUUAAUAUCGAGAUUAAAUCAUGGGAUGACUCAAAUCAUCUUUUAGUGUGCUUCAUGUCUCAAAGUCCAGACUCGAUUUGUACUUUAUAUCGAGACCCCAAGAAAGUUGAUGAAAAUGUGAAAUCUUUCUUGAGAAGUCAAUUUCCCGGUAAUCCCAGAGAAUGGAAACUUGAAGAUUAUAAUAAUAUGCCCGAUAAAGAACUUUUAAAUAGAUUAGAAUGUUUGGCACGUAAGACAACAAAUAAAAUUGAUUUACCUAAUUAUGCACUAUCAGCUGAUAAUUUAGUUAAGAUGGCAUUAAUCUUACUAAGAGCUCGGGCUAACAUUCCAGUUGUUGUGAUGGGCGAAGCUGGAUGUGGAAAGACAAGUUUAAUAAGUUAUUUGGCAGGAGUUGUUGAAGUCAAGUUUGAAGCAUUAAAUCUUCACGCAGGAAUUUCAGAAGCCCAAAUAUUAGAUUUUAUGUCUAAGGUUGAAAAGGAUGCCGUAAACGGAGAAAUAUGGAUAUUCUUUGAUGAAAUCAAUACAUGUGAUCAUAUUGGUCUUCUAGCAGAUCUUAUUGCUCAUCAAAUGUUGCUCGGUAAAGCAAUUCAUCCAAAUAUUCGAUUAUUCUCUGCCUGUAAUCCAUAUCGAAUGCGAACAAAGAGUCAAAGCCAAGCUGGAUUAAAGGCCAAAGUCAAAGUCAACAGAUAUGAAGAACAAAGUAAACUUGUAUAUCAAGUCAAGCCACUUCCGGACCAAAUUUUGGAUUAUGUGUGGGACUACGGUAUUCUUCAAAAAAAUGAUGAAAAAAAAUAUAUCCAAAUAAUGACACACAAAGAACUUAAAGAUUAUGAAUUGAACCACCCAGUACUCACAGAACUCUUGUUUGGAUCCCAAGAAUUUAUUCGUUCAAUUGAAGAACCAUAUAGUGUUAGUUUACGUGAUGUGAAGAGAGCUAUCAAAUUGAUAAAGUUUUUCCAUUAUAGUUUAAAUAAUCGACCGCGACGAACAAAAACAGGAAAUAAAAGUAGACCCAAAUAUCCUAAUGAUAAUAGUAUACAAUUACAAUUCCGGUGUUAUAUUUUAGCAAUUGCUCUUUGUUAUCAAUCUAGAAUUUAUGAUCAAGAAGAACGUGCAAAUUAUCGGAAAGAUAUGGUUAAAAUUUUUAGAUCAAAGGGUGUGAAUUUAGAUCAUCGUAAAUUUAAGGAAAUAAUUAAACAAGAACAAGAAGAUAUUGUAAAACGAAUGAAUAUACCUCCAAAUACUGCAUUAAACGAAGCUCUCUUAGAAAAUAUAUUAGUAAUGACCGUUUGUAUUCUGAUAAAAAUACCAGCAUUUAUUAUUGGUGCACCAGGGUCAUCCAAAUCUUUAGCAAUUCGAUUAAUUAGUCAAAAUCUUCGUGGUAAAGAUUCGAAUGAUCGAUAUUUCCAAACCUUGCCACAGGUUUAUCUUAUUCCACAUCAAGGUUCAUCAUCUUCCACUUCUGAUGGUAUUAUUGAAGUUUUUCAAAAAGCAGUUAAAUUCCAAGAAACAAGCACAGAUGAAUUUCCUUCGAUCAGUGUUGUUUUACUAGAUGAAGUUGGAUUGGCUGAAACUUCUCCACACAAUCCUUUGAAAGUUCUUCAUUCUUUACUUGAACCAAGUUAUCCUGCUGAUGGUCCGACUGUAUCUGUUAUUGGAAUUAGUAAUUGGAGAUUAGAUAAUAGUAAAAGUAGCAGAGCAUUAUUAGUUCAAAGACCUAAGUUUGGUAUUGACGAUCUUGUGGAGACUGCAGAACGGUUACUUGAGGGUAAAGCACGAUCCGUGUCUCUUAAACCUCUUGCAGAAGCAUAUUCAGAAUAUGAACAAUCCGGACAAAUUUAUCCAAAUUUCCACGGUCUUCGUGAUUAUUAUGGUCUUGUAAAAAGCUUAUCUAUGGCAGAUAUGACACCCGAUAAUAUUCAGAUGGCUUUAGCUAGAAAUUUUGGUGGUACAGAUCAAAAUGCAAGACUUUGUGAAGAAUACUUUGGUAACGUUUUGCAAAAGUUCAACAAUUACGGUGAAUGGAAAUACGAACCAAUCUCAACUUCAGAAUUAAUUAAUGCUAAUUUAAGAGAUGAAAGCGCAAGACAUUUAAUGGUUAUCGGGAAAAGUGAUUCUAUUGUAAAUAUUUUAGAUUUCCAGUUAAAAAAUCAAGGUUUAGAACCUGUGGUGAUAUUAGGUUCCCAAUUUCCUGAUGACCAACAAGAUUAUUCUUAUAGUGUAUUGAGUAGAAUUAUGAUGUGUGUUGAAGCAGGGAGACCUCUUAUUUUAACAGAUUUGGAUAUUAUUUAUGGCGCUCUUUAUGAUUUAUGGAAUCAGAAUUACAUUGUUUAUGGGAAUAAAGAAAAUCCUAGGUACUUUACCAGAGUUGCUCUUGGGGCUUAUGCUAAUCCAAUGUUGUAUGUGGAUAAUAAAUUUAGAUGUAUUUUAGUUCUUGAUGAAUCUAGACUCGAUAGAGCAGAUCCACCACUUUUAAAUAGAUUUGAAAAACAAAGAUUGACUAUUGAAGAUGCACUCACGAAACAGCAACAGGAUAUUGUAGAGUUUUUGAAAGAAUGGGUUAGACAAAUGGGAACUUUGGUCUCGAGGAACAGAAUACAAUCUCGUAGUGACUUCAAAUUGAAGGAUCUUUUCAUUGGCUUUGAUCCAGAUGAAACUUUACAAAGUCUAGUCAUAGCCACAAAAUCAGCCAUCGAUCCCGCAGAAAGUUUAUUCUGGAAGAAUGUUUACUUCCCAUCACCAGAAAAUAAUAACCAACAUCACGAUCACUUAGAAGAUUAUUUCGUUUCAUUAUUUUUUGAACUUGGUAUGGCUGACCCAGAGCCAUCGUUAGUUAUUGUAAAUACUUUCUCGAACAUCAACACCGAUGUUAAAAAAUGUCUAGAAAAAGUGACACGUGUUCAAGUUGAUAAAUUAUCAACAUUCAAAACCGAAGCACAACUUCAAAAUAGAGUUAAACAUUUCUGGCUUGAAUCUGAUAAUCAAAUGUUGGUUCUUCAGUGUGAUGUAACCACCAGAAAUGCGGGAUGUAUUAAGUUAGCUAAAUUCAUCAUUGAACAAUAUCGUAAUGAAUUUCUUCGAAUAAAAACCAAAAAAACGAAAGCAAAACAUGCAUGUAUUAUUUUACAUAUUCAUAGGGAACAAGAAACCAAAUUUUUAUCAUUUAAUUUUAUGUGCGGAUGGAGACAAGUUACAAUUGAAACUUUGGCCCCUCAAGAGAAACAUUUAUCUUCACUUUUGGAAGGAUCUUUGAUAACUAUAAUGAAAUCCACUUAUCCAUUUGAGGAGAUAUUAAAACAAGAAUUGUUAUGGUGUCUUCUAUGUAUGAAAUUUUCUUCUACAGAAAAUUCUAUUAAUCACAUUAAAACGAUCAGUUCCGAGAUCUUCAAGUACCCUAACUUUAUCGAAUGCCUCAAAGAAAGAACACUCAUGUGGAUUGAUGAAAAAUCUUCUGCAGACUGGCAAUAUCAAGUUGCAUCCAAUAAACGGUUAUUAUAUCCUUAUUCAUCUUUUUCUGCCGCUUUACAGGCCUAUAUUCGUUCUUUGGUCAGAGGUCCACUUGCAAAAAUGUUAUAUUCUCUGCAAAAAUUAUCAGCCAUAAAUACAUUCUUUUAUAUUGAUCAGCUCGAAGAUGGAAAAGAUUCUCUACUCACAUUCUGGAAAGAUAUGUUUAAAGAUCCUAAAGUAAUGGGAACCGAUGAUCUUGUUGAACCUAACCCCGAUGUUUAUACGUUACCACGAAUUUAUGAUUUGCGUUUCCCAUUUUCAGGUUAUUUUAUCAAAAGAAUUGAUGAUUUUAAGGAAAUGUAUUUAGAAGAAAUAGCUAAACUUAAGCAAGAAAGAGAAAAUUGUGAUGAAUUUGGAGAACUUCAACCAUUUGUUGAGGAUACAACUUAUCGUGUAUUUAAUCAAACCAUCCUUACUUCAAUACCACACCUCCGAGAUGCACCAUUUGACGAAUUUUCAGAAUUAUACUUUAAUGAUUUUGUUACAGUUGUUUCUAGUACUGAUGGGAGUAAAAAAGAUGUCAAAUUAUUAUCCCUAAUUUUGCAACAACUUUUGGAUGAAGAAAAGGUUAAAGACCCAGUGUACUUACAUGUUUAUUGGUGGACAAAUUCAAGUACAAUAUUAGCAGACUUUCAAUUAGCUCAAUUAUGUCCAACAAUUAUCAAUGACUUUUCAGAAAGACGAGCUAAUCACACCUUUGAAGAGUUUCUCAUUCAGGAAGUAACAAUAACGAUGCUUAAUAAGUUAAGUGCAGAAAGUAUUAAUGUUCACCAUAUAGAUAAAUGGCAUAAACAAGCCACAAAAAUCAUAACCUAUACUGGAAAGUUGAUUCGGUCUCGAAAAUUACCAUCUUUCCAAUUAUUACGAAUUUGUAAUGAACUUGUUGCUUCAGAAUCAGUUUCUUUGAAAGAUAUUAAGGAAAUAGUAAGACUUGGUCUAAUUUCCGAUGAUCGCGAAAUACUUUCCAAAGAAUUCAUAAAUUAUGUCCUUAGAGUUCUGGAUAAACUUGAAGUUAAUGAAAAAAAUUUAAUUCCCAUGCGAUCAUUUAUUACAAGAUGUCUUGAUGUUAUUUCAUUAGAGUCACAAGUAAUUUUACACCUUUAUCAAUACAUUUUUUCUCGAGAACCUUUCCCCUUGAUAGGAUCGAUUAUAAGUCGUAUUUUCGAAAAAGAAGAUAACGAUAAUGAAAGUGUCUUCUUUAAAAUUUUCGAAAAUGCUCAUGCGAUUUUGCAACGUUCACCUCGUUUGAAUGUGAUUAAUAAUGCUUUAAAACUCAAAGAUUUAAAUUCACCAAUGGCGGCCUUGUGCUGUGAUAUUAUUCAACAGAAUUACUUUUCAGAUUUAGAAAUGGCAGGGAUGAUUGAAUACUUUCUUUCAGCUUCUAGUGCAUUACUUAACGUGGGAGUAGAACCUUUACAACGUAUUAUAUCAAUAGCCUUUCUAAAAGAGUUUGUUGGUAGACUUUGGGACACGACAAUAGAUAGUGACGAUUUCACAAAACCAAUUUCAAUAGGUAAAAUAAUGGAAAUUGGAAAUUUUAAUCCUCGAGUAGUUCUUGAUCAAAUAAACAAUGUCAUGUCAAUGGAGAAUCCUUUAAUUUAUUCUCUUAAGAUCUACUUUUUACGAGAUUUACGAUUUAGAGAUUUUUCAAUUGAUGAUGUUAAAAAAUUCUGUAACGGACAAAGAAUAACUCUACCAUGGUUAUCAUCAUUAGAAUGGGGAGAUAAUAAUGAUAAUAGGCUUCCAUUUAACACAUAUUGGUAUCUUCCUGAAUAUGCACAAGCCGAAGACUCAUUUAGAUUUCUAUAUAGUAUAAAUAAUAACAAUCCGAUUCAACAAUUCAUGCAAUUAUUACCAAAUAAUCUUAACUCUAGAAUUGCAUUUACGGGUCUUAUCAUAUCUCGCCUACAUGUUAUUAGAGCUUCACGUGAAUGGGGUCCAAACGAAAAUCGAGCAGCAGAUUUUUUGAAAAAUGUUAGCAGAAUAAACGGAUUAUCCGAUAUUUAUAAGAACUCUAUCAAUAGGAUAAUAUCAAAUAGACAUCCAUUACUUCAUUUCGAUGCUAGAAUGGAUAAUAAUACUAUAUUCAUAAAAUCAGUGAUCGCUCAUACAAUAAUUUUGCAUGCAUCUAUGGAUCCAAACGUUACACCUCUUACCACACUUUUACAUAGGUUAGAAACAUGUCAGAAUAUGUUUAUUUUAUCUUGCACUUCCGAUAUGGAAGCAUAUAUAAUGAAUGCUGUUUUAGGAAAAGAACGAGUUACUCGAUAUACUUGUGAAUGCGGUUAUAAAUAUGUUAUUGGUAAUUGCGGUUUCGCCAUGACUGGUCAGUUAUGUCCUGAGUGUAAAACAAGAACGUUAGGAGGUGCAGAUCAUAAGGCUUAUGCUACUAAUAAGAAAUUAGAUGCAGCCCCACUUGCUGCGAAUUUAGCAACUAAUGACAUGUCUGGUUAUAUUGGAGAAACACCAAAUCAAGAUAUCGCUUAUUGUGUUCGAUCUAUGCCACCUACUUCUUUCAGGAUAUUACAUUUAUUUGUUCAUAUUCUCAUAGGUGCUUCGUCUCCCUCACCAAUUGCAUUCAAUUUCCUUCAGAAAAAUAACCAAGUUGCUAUCGAUACGGAACAUUAUUGUCUUCAACAUAUUCAAAAUGAUUGGAAUAUUCUCAAACAAAUUCUUAAUUGUUCUGAUGAGAAUUUAGCAUUAACAUUACACUCAAUAUUGGCGAACAUGACACAAAACCCACCACCUGCAUCUAAUUUAAGCGCUCCGAAUCAACGUGAAGAAUGGGAAACUCUAUUCACUAGAAAUUACGUGUCUGACCAAAUUAAAAGUAUACCUGAAACAACCACAAAUUUCCGUACUAUUCUUGACGCUGCAUCAAAUGCUGUAGGAAAUAAUGCUAAUGUUAUUGAAUCCGAAAUAAAUCAAACUUUGACGACGGUCGAUAUAUCUCAAUUACCUCGACUUUGGCGUAAAAUUGGAGUUAACACUUUUGAAAGUUUCCGUGCUUAUUAUAAUGGAAAUUUAGCUCAAUAUCAAGAACAAUUCCCUGUAUUAGCCGCGUACUUUAAAUAUGAAGAAAGAUUAACAUAUGUAAAACAUCUUUGGAAUAUUGUUAAAUUUGUUCAAUUACUAUCAGCCCGCCUUUCUUAUCGAUUAAAUAGAAAAGAAGUUGAAGCCUUAACAUUCCGUGAAUAUGUUUUAAGCGAGAGGAAUGACGGAGCAUUAUUAACAGCAUAUAAAGAUUUUGAGAAAGCUUGGAAUUCCGUGAUUGAGAAUGUAGAUAGAUAUCAAUGUCAUGAAAUUAAGAUUAAACCUAAAAUGCAUUUUGACCAGAAACUCAUUUUAGCGUUAAUUGAACCUAAAGAUGAAGGAGUUUUUCUUUGUGCAAUUCUAGAAUAUUUAAUUUUUAUACAAAAUAAUUUCUUAGAAGAAAUUAUGGCAAUUACUCCUGGAACAUGCAGAUCCCUUAGAUUUUUAGAAGAUUCUGAUUCCCUUACAGAAACUGAAGGUCCACCUCAAUAUUAUAUUCAAUCAUUAACUCUUGAACAAGCGAGAAAAGAUAAUUUGAUAUCUUACCAAUGGGAAGAUGAUUAUGAUGGAAUUCUUCAAUUUAGUGAAAGAAAUUUAGGACUUGGACGUGGUCAAGACAUUAUUUAUGAUUUACAGAAAAUUGAACAAGAACUCGCUAGGUAUUUAGUUUUUGAAAAAGUUCACAUAGAAACGAUAGAAGAAACUACAUUAUUCAUGGAACCUUUUUCAUAUCAUAUGGAAUUGUUCCAAUCAUCUAUGAGAAUUAUUGGAGAUAUUAGAAAUUUGAUUCCACAAGAACCAAUAUCCCCUGAAAAGGUUGCAACUAUCAUGGGAACCCCAACAAAUUCAUUUAAUUUCUCACCAGAUCAAAUGGACACCUCAAUAGAUAAUCCAUCAGAUAUUCUAUCAGCAUUAGAAAUUCUUUUGUGCUUUGUAAAACGUAGCCCUGGUGGUGGUGGUGAAUUUUUGAUUAAAGAAUAUGUAUCUCAAUGGGCAUCACUAUCAGAAAUUUCCGAAAAUGCCAAAUUCAAUAAUUUGUUGAACGUAGAUUUGAAACUUAAACAUUUAGUUGGAUUAUACGAAUUAAUUGAAGAACAAGUGGCUAAUACCACUGUGAAAUAUGUUUCUGAAAAAUACAAAGCUCCGAUUAAUGAUUUAGUAGAUUCUUUAAAUAAAGUUAUUGAUUGGACAAUACCCCCAUCUCAACAAGAACUUCUUCCAGCUGAUGCAUUCGCUUUAGCUUUGAAAAGAUUUAUGUAUCGAUGUUUACAAGGAGAAACUAUAAAAGAAACUCACCCGCUCAAUCUUUAUGUCUGUGAAGAAUCAUUAUUCUUUUGGCCGUCUUCAGUUCCUCAACAAUUGAUUGAUAAUCUAUUUCCAGAUGAAUUAAUGGUCUCACAUACUUAUACUGUGUAUGGAUUUAUCACAAAACAAAUUGAGAAAAGACAACCACCACCACCAGAAUCACAAAGACCACAGGAAAGACAACGUCGAUACGGGACAAGGAAAAAUAAAAAUACUGGGAGAUUCGAUUAG